AUUAUUUAUUAUGUCAAUUCUAACUUUGUAUUAGUCUAAUUCAAAAUCAGGUAUGUCUAAAGAUAGAAUGGAAGGUCCAUUUGGAACAACACCAAUUAAAUAAAUUAAAUCAUAACAAUAAGACAGAGAAAAACUUUACAAUAGUAAUAUAAUGUAGAAAGCUUUGAUUGAAUCUUGCAAGAAAAGUAAGGAGAAUAGAAUGAAUUCGCCAACAUUCAAAGUGACAGACACUAUAAUUUAAGUAUGUUUUGAUAAGAAAAUAGGCAAAUUAAGAUGCACCAGCAUAAAAAUCCGGGAAAAAGAAAGGAAUAUUUAGUGGAAUAGAUUCCUAAAUAGAUCCUUUUAGAAACGUUCAUACAUCUACAAACAAGACAAAUGUUAAAUUGAUGAUGUUUAAUGAUGGUCAUUUUAUGAAGAAAUAUCAAUAGAAAUAAACAGAUAUUUAACAAGAGAAGAACCAUAGAUAUUCAAUAAAAGUGUUUCAGUAAGAGCCAAGAUAAGAUGUGGCUCAAAAAAAAGUAAGAAAGAGCGUUCCAGGAUAACCAGUAGCAAAAGAUCCUAUCUUAUCUCCAGAUUCAAAAGUUGAUAAAAAAGUAAAAGAGUAAAUAAAUUAUAAGCUCAGAAUUUCUUGUUCUUAAAGAAAUGAACAUAAAGAAUAGAUAGAAAGUAUAAGAACAUAUAAACAUGCUAAUACAUCUUUGGGAUUUCGUGGAAGUGUUUAAGAAGGGUAAAAGAAUGAUGUUAGUCCAAUAAAAAUGAGAGAAAGUAAUACAUAUAAAAGUGAUAUGAAUAAUAUAUUAACUUCAGAUGAGAACUAUUUAAAACUUGUAAUUUUAGAAUAUAUAUAUUGAUAGUUUUCUCGAACUGAUUAUAAAGGAAGUGAUAAUAUUAAGAAAUCAAAGAAACUUUGCUUGAAAAUGGAUGUUCCUAGACCCAUAUCAGCAUUUGCUUUAUACGAAAAGUGA
Paramecium sonneborni is the source of this 965-nucleotide messenger RNA. The record is from the annotation of a GenBank genome assembly. Lineage: Eukaryota; Ciliophora; Oligohymenophorea; Peniculida; Parameciidae.